AUGGAGGUCGUCGGCGUUGCCAUUGGCGGAGUUGGCCUUGCUGCCCUGUUCGAUUCGACUGUCAACACUCUUCACUACAUCGAUUCUGGCCUGAAGUAUGGAAAAUCGUAUCAGAAGACUGCCCUCAAACUCAACCUACUCGACCUGCGCUUGACACGUUGGAGGCACAGCGUCGAUCUGGUCGACGAUGCGUCGAAACUUCAAGAUAAGGUCCACCUCGCUACACCACAAGAAGCCGACACCGUCCAGUAUCUGCUUGGAGAGAUCAAGGAAGGGCUUGAGACGGCUGAGAAGGCGGCUCAACGUCACAAACUUCGCGGCGCUCCAGCGACAACCACACCAGAAAUCGGAGACCGGUCGAUCGAAGCACUUGCCAGGAAAGUAUCAAGGCUGGCCAUCGCGAGACAGAGAGGGACCUCCACCAGCCAAAAGGCCGUUUGGGCCUUGCACGAUGAGCGGAAGUUCAAGAUUUUGGUGGACGAUAUCUCAGGUUUCGUCGACAGCCUAGAGAAGCUUUUUCCCGCCGCGAAGCCAAUGCAAGCUCAACUUGUGGUCCAGGAUGCUGCCGAGCUCGUUCAACCUGCGGAGGUGGAGGAACCAGAAGAAGCUGCAGCAGUGUUGCAGGAAGCAACAGAAUCUGUAGACCCAGCGCUCGGUGCUGCCAUCGUUCAAGCUGCGCAGAACCCGGCGGCAAGUCCUCAGUAUCGGAAUUUCUUCACAGGAGGCAAUGCCAGAAUUCAAGCUGGAGACGAGAUUGCUAGUGGGUUUGUCGGUCCAUUGAAUGGUGGCGAGCAUACUUAUGAUGCGAAAGGAGACUGUGGUCGUCAGAUCGUCCGUGUGGCCAUCGUGAUAGCAAUUUCAAGCUUCGAUCGUAUCCUUGCAAAGAUUCCCUCCUUGUCUGCCGCAAUCCUUGUAAUCACCUUCAAUUUCCGAAGAAGUUCAAUCCUGAGAAUACGAGGAGCUCUCCUCCCAAGCAAUGCGCGGCCAGGAGAUCCCAUCAGUGACUGUACGAAAUGGCAUUGGAUGAGGAUGCAAUCGACAGCAUACGAUGAAGCUGCCAUCCACGUUCCCUCCACCAAGCGAUACAGAAUCUCAAGAUGGAUCAGCGCGAUACCCAAAGACGCGUUCGACGCCUUCACAGAUCGACCCAUCGAACGUGAAGAGCCUGUCGACGAGGCGGAUGACACGGAACACUUUGAGCGAUGGUCGCUGGCCAAGCAUAUCGACCAACAGCUAGCGGAGAUGCAAGUCGAGCGAAAGCAUACCAGUCAUCAACAUGAGGAUAGCGCCGUCGCAUUAGUGGAGGGCAAGCAGCAGACGAAGACGCGCAACAAGCGAGCAAGCUGUGAUGUACUUGGUCCCUCCCGAGCAGGCACUCCCGCACCAGCGCCAGCAGUGCAAGGCACUGGCAAGCAAGAAGAGACGGCCUUUGCAGAAUGGCUAGAAGGCAUGGAAAUGGAGCGAUGGAAAGCGCUGAUGGACCUCGAAAAAGCCGCACACCUCAACGGCGUCCUCGAAGCCGGUCGUGUGGCACAAGCUCGAAGAGGCAUCGAAACGCACCGGCGAGCUGACAGGAUCAAGGAUGGGCGCAUCGUCAAGCCCAGGAAGUCCUUGGGUCCGCAGAUUGAACUACUGGCAAAGGAGAAGGUGUUGAGCAGGCGCAUGGAGAUCAAGGCGCGGGAGGAUGAGAUUGUUGGGUACGCGACUAUGCUCAAGGGCAAGGUGACUCGCAACAGGAAGCAAGGACGCUCACAUCGGAGGUCAUUGAAGGGUAUGGUUAUGCGGAGGCGAGAGACCAGGAGGACUGGGAAUGGAUGA
Messenger RNA from Fulvia fulva, 1818 nucleotides. RefSeq names its product Heterokaryon incompatibility protein S. The record is from RefSeq and is a predicted model, not a curated record. Bases 1 to 1818 code for a protein of 605 amino acids. Lineage: Eukaryota; Fungi; Ascomycota; Dothideomycetes; Mycosphaerellales; Mycosphaerellaceae. The transcript has 2 exons.